CAGACGAGGGCCCAUCACCGGCUUGCACACUCCCGCGGACCGGGAGCUCACCACCUCUCAGCGGAUAGCUCCUCCCUACGAUUCCCCGUGGUGCCCUGGAUCCUGCUAGCGAGACACAGUCACGGUGACCAGAGAGUCUCCGGCAUUCCAGAAACAGGAGCUGCUAUUAUCGGUCAAGCCAACCAGCACACUUCCCAUGCGGCCCACGCCAAAGCCAGCCAGGAUAUGAAGAGUAGUACCCUGUCGCACCAGGCCUUCUGCCUGCCUCAUCCAACCCUCAGGACAUCACGGCUGGUUUCUUCAUCUUAUACCCAACGCAGCUGAGUUGGUCACGCAAGUCACACAGCCAAUCAAUCUAGGAUGGAAUCAGGACUGACCCCAGACUGGGCAACAAUUCUUCAAUGAAGCCGCACGGUUUCUCCGCAGGUUAACAACUUGCACAUUUAUUAAAAGAACUUGCUGACUAUCUCCUCAAGCACAGAACUAUACUUGCAAACCCAACAGCAAGUAUGGGACAGGAUGACCAAGGCUGACACAAUUCACAGCUGGAGAUUUCGUAGCAGUGGUUCCAGCCAGGAGUCUCCUGAUAUCCAGUUGCUAAAUACAGGCUUCAGACAAAGCAAUGGAACCACAGUCUGGACACUAGGGUAGGACGAGACCACCUUUCUCCAGGGAAAGCCAUGGAGACUUCAGGAUCCCUUCAAGACCACAGUCGAGUUCAUGGAGAAUCAGAAGAUCUAGACUAUGGAGAGACGAAUUUCCACAAGCAAGACCAGGAGGCCAGACUCGUUUCUCAAGGACAAGAUGAGAGAGACAAGUCUUCCUCCUCUUCAUCAUCCUCCUCCUCGUCCUCCUCGUCCUCCUCGUCCUCCUCGUCCUCUUCCUCAGAGAACAGUGAUGAGGACCAGCACCCCCGCGUAACCAGAGAACGUCGGCACAGCCAGGGGGCUGGACUCCCCCGCAGGGGCGGCUCACCCGGUGCUGAGCAUGGGGAACCUGACAUUUUGAAAGAUGAGCUUCAACUCUAUGAAGGUGCCCCCAGGGACAUGGUGCCUUCAGGAGAAUCAGGACUCCGAAGGAGAGGCUCUACUCCCACGAGUGGUAAAUACGCAGGAGAAGUGGAGGCCUCUCAGCUAAGAAGACUGAAUAUAAAGAAGGACGAUGAGUUUUUCCAUUUCAUCCUCCUCUGCUUUGCCAUUGGGGCCGUGCUGGUGUGUUAUCACUAUUACACAGACUGGUUCAUGUCCCUUGGGGUCGGCCUGCUCACGUUUGCCUCCCUGGAGACUGUUGGCAUCUACUUCGGCCUGGUGUACCGAAUACACAGCGUGCUGCACGGCUUCAUCCCCUUCUUCCAGAAGUUUCGGCUGAUAGGCGUCAGGAAGACUGACUGAGGCCAGGCCCCGGUGUGACCACCACCGCAUCCUCUCCACCCACGAGGACAGAGUGGCAUCCUGGGAGACACGCGGGCGGGCCACGCUAGAGCAAUAAAGACAGCACUUUGCCUUC
Molecule: messenger RNA, 1506 nt
Organism: Cervus elaphus (red deer)
Lineage: Eukaryota; Metazoa; Chordata; Mammalia; Artiodactyla; Cervidae
Gene: TMEM40
Product: transmembrane protein 40
Exons: 14
Coding region: 681-1391 (236 amino acids)
Source: RefSeq, a predicted model, not a curated record